Messenger RNA from Brassica rapa (field mustard), 960 nucleotides. It is a transcript of the gene WRKY68, whose product is annotated as probable WRKY transcription factor 23. Gene Ontology annotation, biological process: regulation of DNA-templated transcription. Gene Ontology annotation, molecular function: DNA-binding transcription factor activity; sequence-specific DNA binding. NCBI's taxonomy places the organism in Eukaryota, Viridiplantae, Streptophyta, Magnoliopsida, Brassicales, Brassicaceae. The record is from RefSeq and is marked provisional.
AUGGAGUUUACGAGUUUUCAUCAGCCGUCGUUGCAAAGCAUUUGGGAUUUUGGAGAGGAGGAGAGGGAUUCGUUAGGGUUUAUGGAGUUACUAGGUUCUCAGCACCAUUCACUCCUUCUCGAAACGCUCCAACCGCAAGCGCAACCGUUUGAGAAACUGUCUUCUUCUGAUUUAACUAUUCUCCAAGCCCCACCCUCAAAUGCGACUGCUGAUAAGUAUGUGACGUCGAAAGUGGAAUCUUUGUGUUCGGAUAUAAAUCCACCGGCUACACCAAACUCCUCGUCCAUUUCUUCGGCGUCAAGCGAGGCUGUAGACGAAGACAAAGCGAAAAGAGAAGAAAAUGAGGAACAUGAACAGCAGAAGAGUGAUACUAAAAAACAGUUGAAACCAAAGAAAAAUAGCCAGAAGAGGCAGAGAGAGGCAAGAAUAGCGUUCAUGACAAAGAGUGAGGUUGAUCAUCUCGAAGAUGGUUAUCGCUGGAGAAAAUAUGGUCAAAAAGCUGUUAAAAAUAGUCCUUUUCCCAGGAGUUACUACCGUUGCACAACGGCCUCAUGUAACGUGAAAAAGAGAGUGGAGAGAUCAUUCCGAGAUCCAAGCACAGUGGUUACAACCUACGAAGGUCAACACACACACAUUAGUCCACUCACGUCUCGUCCAAUUUCCUCUGGAGGCUUCUUCUUCGGAUCAUCAGGGGUUGCUUCAAAUCUCGGUAACUUUGGGUUUCCAAUGGAGAGCUCGACACUGAUAUAUCCUCAAUUCCAACAGCUUGUCCAUUACAACCAACAACAACAACAACAACAACAAGAACUGUUUCCUUGUUUUGGAGGAGUUGGCGAGUACGUUACUAGACACGCAGAUGCAUAUGGUGAUGAUGAACGUGUGAAGAAGAGUCGAGGUUUGGGCAAAGAUAAUGGACUUCUUCAAGAUGUUGUCCCCUCUCAUAUGUUGAAGGAAGAGUAA